AAGCACCAAAAACAAACAAAAACAAAAAACAAUGGCAAGGCUAUUCUAUGCUAUGAUCAUUCUCUUGCUUGUUAUAGCAACACCAGCAAUUGCCGAACCUUCUUGUAAAACAGUUGCAAAAGGGAUAGUACCCUGUGUGUCUUAUAUUAGAGGGAAACAUCAUAAAUCGGACAAGCCAUCAAAUAUGUGCUGCAAAGGACUGAAUGACAUAGCCAAAGAGGUAAAAAAUGGCAAGGAUCGUGUAGCUGUUUGCAAGUGUAUAAAGAUGGCACUUUCACGUAUUCAUUAUGAUCCCACUCGUAUCACACUUGCUUCACAACAAUGUCAUACGCCUUCAUCUCUGCCUUCCGUUGGCCAACACACUAAUUGUGCUAGGGCGAUCUGAAUGUUGCAAAUGGAUGUUGGCCAAUAUAUAAGAACGGCAUUUGAUGAUGUUGGUGAUUGAAGUCAAAAAUAAAAAUAAAUAAAUGGCAAUAAUCAUGUAUAAAGCUGCACUCUCAUCAAGAAAUUAUACUAAAAAUAUAUCGAUCCCUUCUUCUAUGUGAAUAUUUAAUUCGUGCUACUUAACUAUAUAUGAAAGGAAAUAAAAUGAGUUGACUGUUGUGGAGUACU
This is a messenger RNA of Nicotiana attenuata, 612 nucleotides long. Its product is annotated as non-specific lipid-transfer protein-like. NCBI's taxonomy places the organism in Eukaryota, Viridiplantae, Streptophyta, Magnoliopsida, Solanales, Solanaceae. Gene Ontology annotation, biological process: lipid transport. Gene Ontology annotation, molecular function: lipid binding. The transcript is spliced from 2 exons. The record is from RefSeq and is a predicted model, not a curated record. Gene Ontology annotation, cellular component: membrane. Bases 32 to 385 code for a protein of 117 amino acids.